Anneissia japonica is the source of this 2079-nucleotide messenger RNA. RefSeq names its product homeobox protein EMX1-like. The transcript is spliced from 3 exons. Gene Ontology annotation, molecular function: DNA binding; DNA-binding transcription factor activity, RNA polymerase II-specific. The coding region runs from base 568 to 1350 and encodes 260 amino acids. The record is from RefSeq and is a predicted model, not a curated record. NCBI's taxonomy places the organism in Eukaryota, Metazoa, Echinodermata, Crinoidea, Comatulida, Comatulidae. Gene Ontology annotation, biological process: regulation of DNA-templated transcription; central nervous system development; neuron differentiation.
GUGGUUUCGUUUCCUACUCGGAUCACAGUGCACGACAGCAAUAUCCAGGAUAAUUUAACUCGUCUAUGCAAAUUAACUGGUAUAUUUUUUUAUUAUUAUUUCAAUUUUUUGCAACUUAUCUAGAUCGAAAGUACAUCUGAACGGGUAGUCAGAGUUGGCGACGGUCGGCGUUAUAUAACAAGUGUCAUCGUUAGUAAACGUCAGUGGCAAUGCAACGAUGAGCCGGUGUUUACCUUCGUAGAAUCUUGUAGCAAGGCUGCAUACGAUACCACUUAACACAUAAGUAAUACUUGGAAAUAUCGAAGUCCGGCUUGAUCGAAACAAAGUUUUCUUAACGAAUUCCUAUCAUCCACUCCUAUUUGAGGAGGAAGGCCAGUGCAAAUUACGACGUUUUACUUCAAAAGAACACGACGAUAAAUAGACGUCUUUCAAGUAAACGAUAUACUGUUGUGCAUUUUAAUCUGUGACUAAACACUUCCCGUGAAACUGGAACUUUGACGGCCAGAUGAAUCUCUAGAGCCAUAUUUUAUAGAGCAAUAUUUAAACAACUUAAGCACGCAGUUCACAAUGUCUGUGGCCGAAAUUUACCAACCUAAACCAACUUGUUUUAGUAUUGAAUCUCUGGUAUCAAAGGACGUUCCGUCGGAGUCAAGUCACGGCAUAUCGCCGUUUACAUCGCCUGUAGCACCUCGUUUUAAACACUGCCCAACAGAAUCACCUUUUCUCAGUACAUUGCAAUCUAUGAAAGGGUUGUAUUCUGAACCAACGUACUCGGACUCUCAUGGAUUAGCAAUCCCACAGCCAAUUGGACUAAGUCAUCACCACCACCCAGGCCUAAGUCCAACGGCACAAAGUCCUGCUCUACAUAGCAUGUUUCACUCACCAAGGCGGGACCCUUUCAGUUUCUACCCGUGGUUCUUUUCAAGAAGUCGCCUCCUAGGCCAACGGUUUCCUGGAGUGGAAUUACCAAAUGCCGGCUUCGGAUUUCUUCAGCACCCUUUCAGGAAACCAAAGCGAAUACGAACGGCUUUCUCGCCAUCGCAACUGCUUAGGCUGGAACAAGCGUUUGAAAAGAAUCACUAUGUUGUAGGAGCAGAGAGAAAACAACUUGCUGCUACUUUAAAUCUGACAGAAACGCAGGUGAAGGUUUGGUUUCAAAAUCGAAGAACAAAAUAUAAGCGAAUUCGAGCGGAAGAGGAAGGGGAACAAGACAUGAAAAAGAAAGGUUCCCAUCACGUGAGCCGAUGGAGACUGGAGACGCAGCAGGGAGAAAUGGAAGAAGUUGAAGAAGAUGAGGAGGAGGAAGAAGAAGAGGAUGACCACGAAAACAAAGAGUUUCAUCUAGAAUGAUUUAUUUUUUUUGUAAAUAGACUUAUAUAAGCUACUGAUGACGUAAUACCACCUAUCUACGAAUGUUCAAGAUAUUUGAAACAGAGAGCAUAGAAUGUGGUUGUGCUAGAUCGAGCCAGACCGCCAGGUAAAGAGGAAGCUAAAUGGAACAUGCCAUAAAGUACUGUACAUGUUUCUUAGCGGUUGUUCGUUUAAUGGACACACACACGACAACUUGCACUUAGACAGUAAAACAACAAUACCUAAAGGCUGAAAAACCUGAAAAACAGACUUUACGUUUUGGAAGUACAAUACGCCUAUGGUAGCCUAUAACGCAGAGUUUACACAAAACCAGGACUGUAACUUAUAAAUAAUGUUGCUGUAUCCAACGGGAAGUCUUAAGGCAUUGCGGUAAAAAAAAUUAUCUGCCUAUGGUUAGUGUUUGUUGUCAUGGUUUAUGCAAAUUAUUUAAUUUAAAGUGCAAUUGCAAUGUCUAGAGCCUAGAACAAUAUACUGUACAUCGAUUUCUUUUGUUUUCUUGGACACAAUAGUUUUCUCCAAAAUACAUGUUUAAGUGUUAGCUUAGGAAUAUUAAAAUCCUCUGUCGGCAUCACAGUCUUAUUUUAAAAUUAAAGAAUAUAUUGUAUUUCCUUUAUUAUUAUUAUUAUUAUUAUUAUUAUUAUUAUUAUUAUUAUUAUUAUUAUUAUCAUUAUUAUUAAUAACAUUAUUUAAUUAUUAUUAGGACUAUCA